UCACCCAAUUCAUACUCUGGGCUCAAUUCCAUUGCUUUCGUGUUGAUAUUCAUUUUUUUGCACUGAUGAGUCUUCAUUUGGUCUUGGUGCGCUUAUGGGUGCGUUGAAUUUAUCUAUAGCGGUCAACUUUUUGCGGGUACUUUGAGGGUUUAGCUUGCUAACUUCUUAGUGAUUGUAAAUUUGGGUUUUGAUUGGAUUUUGUUUUUGGCACUAGGAUAGUUUUAUAGGGAAUACGCGUCGAUAUCUGUAUGGGCAAAUGCUUGGUGUCUGAUUGAAGUUGGAGGUAGAUUGGUGCUUUGUCUUUUGUUUUUAGUCCCUAUUAGUUGGAACAAUUUUAUUUCUAAUCUCAUUUUUUCUUAAAAUUUAUGAGUAUUGGGAAAAUAUGUGGUUUGUUGAGUCCGGCUGAGUACUUCUUUCCUAAGAAUAAAAAGGGUUCCUUUGAAGCAUUUAAAGUGUAAAAUAAAAGGAUUUUACAUAAUUUGUUCCUGUUGUGUUCAUGGCUAUCUUCAUUGCAAUUGAAUCUUGAUUCUACAUGGAUUUGCCUUUCGAACAAAGAGAAAAAGAAAAAUGGUUUUACCAUGCAUAUGACAACUACUUGGCCCAUGCAUUCCCGCACGAUGAGCUAAAGCCUCUUACUAAAUCUUUCACUGACUCUCUUAGUGAGCUUGGAAAUCUGAAGCUUGAACACUUACCACAAGACUAUAAGGGAUCUGCCCUUACACUUGUUGAAUCUUUAUCCAGCCUUGUUAUUUUGGGUAACAACACUGAAUUUGAAAGGGCAGUACUUUGGCUUUCUGAAAAUCUAACAUUCAAUGUCGAUGCAAGGAUAAAUCUUUUUGAGUGCAACAUAAGAGUUCUUGGAGGACUUGUUUCUGCUCAUAUACUUGCAACUGAUUCUACAAACAGGUUGGUUAAUAGCUCCUACAGGAACGAGCUGCUUUUCUUGGCUGAAGAUUUAGGGAAGCGGUUUCUACCUGCAUUCAAUACACCCACUGGGUUGCCAUAUGCAUGGAUUAACUUAAAGUAUGGAGUGAUGGUGAAUGAGACUACUGAAACAAGCACUUCAGGGUGUGGGUCUUUGAUUCUUGAAAUGGGAGCCUUAUCACGAUUGACUGGUGACCCCAUAUAUGAAUAUGCCGCUUUACGCUCUCUUCGUAAGUUGUGGAGCAUGCGGAGCUCAUUGAAUUUAUUUGGAACGACACUGGAUGUGGCAACCGGGGAAUGGCUCGAGCAUUCGUCUGGUAUUGGGGCUGGGGUUGAUUCAUUCUAUGAGUAUCUAUUCAAGGCCCACAUUCUUUUUGGGAAGGAGGAGUUUUGGAGAAUGUUUCAUUCUGCUUAUCUUGCAGUGCAAAAAUAUUUCAGACAUGGUCCAUGGUACCACGAAGCUGAUAUGAGAACGGGAAAGGCUACGUAUUGGCAGCUUACAAGCCUUCAAGCAUUUUGGCCGGGCCUACAGGUUCUCGUUGGGGAUAUUGCAGCUGCUAAUUCAUCACAUCGUGAAUUUUUCCAUGUAUGGGAGAGGUUUGGGGUUCUACCAGAGAGGUAUCUACUGGACCAUCAAAUGUUGCAUCCCACAGAAAAAUAUUACCCUUUGCGCCCUGAAUUUGCAGAGUCAACAUUCUACUUAUAUCAAGCCACCAAAGAUUCAUGGUACUUAGACGUGGGUGAAUCAAUUGUAAAUUCUCUUAAUUUACACACCAAAGUGGAAGGAGGAUAUGCAAGCGUAAGAGAUGUAACAACCAUGCAGUUGGAAGAUCAUCAGCAUAGUUUUUUCCUUGCUGAAACAUGCAAGUACCUAUAUCUUCUGUUUGAUGAUUCCUUUUUGGUCAAUCGGAAUUUUAUAUUCACGACUGAGGGUCAUCCCCUUCCAGUAUUAAGUGACUGGCAUGAAAGGCUUCCAGAGACCUACAUCCCAACAAACUGGACUUUUGCUCAGGGUGAAAAGAAAGCAAGACGAGCCAGUGCAAUGUCUUUGCAAGUCUGUCCAGCCAGAGCAUUGAAUACUUGGGGACAGGGCGACCAACAGGCAGAGAGUGCUUGCCACAUCCCUGAUGCUCGUAUUGACCACCGGUGUUUGACGGAUGAAGAAUGUGGAGUUGAUUCGACCACGUGUCGACGAAGAUCAUGUAGCAUGGCUGGCUACUGUGGGCUAUGGUUUACAAGCUCGCACCCAUGUGAGAGAAAAUAGGGAAAAGGGGAGAGUAGGAAUACAUGGUAUGGAAAUUCUUCCAAAGUGAUGCGAUCAUUUUUUUAUUUUUGGGUCGCAUAACAUUAGCAUCUUUGUAUUUUGAGAUCAUGAGCCUUCUGUAAGAUCAUGGAAAUCAAACUCUAGCUGCUCUGCAUAUCAACUUUCCAAAGGUUCGUGCUGUGUAUCACAAAUCCCUAAAGCAUGUCUUGCAAUUGCCUCUCAAUCGUUCAGCUUCGUAAGUGGCUUGGCAUUUUAAUUUGAGCUAUCAUCUUCAUAUUAGAUUUAUCAUCUUUAAUCACAUCUGUAGUUCUAACAUAUUUCAAGUUAAAUAUCAUUCUUCAUGUUAAAUUGUUUAAGUGAUUGCGAAAGUUAUAGGCAUAUAAAGACUUAAAUUGUGUCAUUUCAACACCUGUGACUACAAUAGUAAAGUUUAGGAUAAGAAUAAUAUUAUUCAUCACUUAAAUGAAUGCUUACCAAUGGGAGUAAAGGAGAAUAGAUAAGUUUUUCCUUAUAGCAUGGGAAAUGUGGUAUAGAAGAAAUCAGAAGAUGCAUGAAGGAAACAUCCUUCAGCCUGAGCAAGUGUUUGAUUAUGCUUUGUAUAAAGAACACAAUGAGGUCAGAAUGGAGCCAAAGCAGAUGAAAAUAUUUAGAAGUGUAGCUGGUUACCUCCUCCCUUCAGGGAUGUUGAAGUUGAAUAUCGAUCGGCUAUAUUUCAUGAUCAAUGUAGGGCAGGAGUGAGGAUUAUCCUCAAGAGAUGAAAAGGGAAAGGUUAUCAUGUCUACUAGCAGAAAAAGAAAAUGAAGUGAAUGACCAUGGAGAUUGAACUGUUAGUAAUAUUGAGGGGUUUACAAUUAUGUUUUCCUUUGGGACUACAUGAUCUAAUGGUGGAAAGUAACUCAGUUGCUGUUGGUGAGUCUAUGUCCCUGCUAGGGAAUUUGAUCAAAGAUGUGAAAGAUUUGAUGCAGAAGAACCCUAGAUGUACAAUACAGCACACUGGUCGUGUGGCAAAUGAAGCUGCACACAGAAUGGUUAAACAUGCAUGGAGGUUAUAAGACUAUGACAGUUUGGUAGAAUUCAUUUCCAGACUGUGUUUCACAAAUUGUGUGGUCUGAUACUUUGAUGUAAUCAUGUUUUGGUUGAAUAAAUUACCUUUUGAUAUUAAAAAAAAAAAA
Molecule: messenger RNA, 3360 nt
Organism: Carya illinoinensis
Lineage: Eukaryota; Viridiplantae; Streptophyta; Magnoliopsida; Fagales; Juglandaceae
Product: alpha-mannosidase I MNS5
Exons: 16
Coding region: 533-2188 (551 amino acids)
Biological process (GO): endoplasmic reticulum mannose trimming; mannose trimming involved in glycoprotein ERAD pathway; carbohydrate metabolic process
Cellular component (GO): endoplasmic reticulum; membrane
Molecular function (GO): mannosyl-oligosaccharide 1,2-alpha-mannosidase activity; calcium ion binding
Source: RefSeq, a predicted model, not a curated record